Messenger RNA from Macaca mulatta (Rhesus monkey), 1361 nucleotides. It is a transcript of the gene PPA1, whose product is annotated as inorganic pyrophosphatase 1. Gene Ontology annotation, cellular component: cytoplasm. Gene Ontology annotation, molecular function: magnesium ion binding; inorganic diphosphate phosphatase activity. Gene Ontology annotation, biological process: phosphate-containing compound metabolic process. The record is from RefSeq and is a predicted model, not a curated record. Lineage: Eukaryota; Metazoa; Chordata; Mammalia; Primates; Cercopithecidae.
GGUUGGCCCGGCGGGGGUGGGAACGCUAGCGGAGCCGCGUUAAAGGCGCUCCCCGCCCCGCCCACCGGUCCAGUACUCGUAGUGCGCAGGCGCGGGGCUCUCUGCUUGUCUGUCGGCGCCGCGUGCGGGCUGGUGGCUCUGUGGCAGCUGCGGCGGCUGGACUCCGGCACCAUGAGCGGCUUCAGUACCGAGGAGCGCGCCGCUCCCUUCUCCCUGGAGUACCGAGUAUUCCUCAAAAAUGAGAAAGGACAAUAUAUAUCUCCAUUUCAUGAUAUUCCAAUUUAUGCAGAUAAGGAUGUGUUCCACAUGGUAGUUGAAGUGCCACGCUGGUCUAAUGCAAAAAUGGAGAUUGCUACAAAGGACCCUUUAAACCCCAUUAAACAAGAUGUGAAAAAAGGAAAACUUCGCUAUGUUGCGAAUUUGUUCCCGUACAAAGGAUAUAUCUGGAACUAUGGUGCCAUCCCUCAGACUUGGGAAGACCCAGGGCACAAUGAUAAACAUACUGGCUGUUGUGGUGACAAUGACCCAAUUGAUGUGUGUGAAAUUGGAAGCAAGGUAUGUGCAAGAGGUGAAAUAAUUGGCGUGAAAGUUCUAGGCAUAUUGGCUAUGAUUGAUGAAGGGGAAACCGACUGGAAAGUCAUUGCCAUUAAUGUGGAUGAUCCUGAUGCAGCCAACUAUAAUGAUAUCAAUGAUGUCAAACGGCUGAAACCUGGCUACUUGGAAGCUACUGUGGACUGGUUUAGAAGGUAUAAGGUUCCUGAUGGAAAACCAGAAAACGAGUUUGCUUUUAAUGCAGAAUUUAAAGAUAAGGACUUUGCAAUUGAUAUUAUUAAAAGCACUCAUGACCAUUGGAAAGCAUUAGUGACUAAGAAAACGAAUGGAAAAGGAAUCAGUUGCAUGAAUACAACUGUGUCUGAGAGCCCCUUCAAGUGUGAUCCUGAUGCUGCCAGAGCCAUUGUGGAUGCUUUACCACCACCCUGUGAAUCUGCUUGCACAGUACCAACAGAUGUGGAUAAGUGGUUCCAUCACCAGAAAAACUAAUGAGAUUUCUCCGGAAUACAAGCUGAUAUUGCUGCAUCGUAUUCAUCUGGAUGUAUUAGAUGUAAAAGUAGUAGCUUUUCAAAGCUUUAAAUUUGUAGAACUCAUCUAACUAAAGUAAAUUCUGCUGUGACCAAUCCAGUAUACUCAGAAUGUUAUCCAUCUAAAGCAUUUUUCAAAUCUCAACUAAGAUAACUUUUAACACAUGCUUAAAUAUCAAAGCAGUUGUCAUUUGGAAGUCACUUGUGAAUAGAUGUGCAAGGGGAGCACAUAUUGGAUGUGUAUGUUACCAUAUGUUAGGAAAUAAAAUUAUUUUGCUGAAA